AUGCAAUGGAUGUAUCCAUGUGGCGGCCUCAACGUAACCCAGAACCGAACCCACUGGCCUCUCGAAGGCGGUGCCAUCGCCGUCCAGCCCGGCUACAACAGCGGCCACCAGAGCGCCCUCAUGUACGCCAACAUCGGCUUGGGUGAAGUGCCAUCAAACUUCACCACAGUCAUGGUUCCGAUGUUCCACCUCACCGGUCCCACGAACGAGGCCUACGACGGCACAGUCUGUCUGCCGCAUGUCCCUCUUCCGAAAAACGUGGAGCCGAAGGAGGGCGAUUUGGCGACGAUACAGGUCGUUCAGGCAGCGAGGCAUGGUGGUGCUCUUUUCAGCUGCGUCGACAUCAUUUUCACAGGCGAUGAGUCCAAGAUUGCCCCAGUGAACGAAAGCAACUGCUUCAACUCGUCGGGUCUGAGCAUCCAAGCUGCGAGUAUCGCGAUAAACGAAAACUCAAUUACGGACCCGUCUCCUACGGUCGUUUCCACUCCUUCUCCUACGAACGCUGCAAUCCGCAUGGUGGCGCCGGUGUCGGGCUUGAUUGCUGUAUUGUUGCUUCUGGUAUAG
Molecule: messenger RNA, 564 nt
Organism: Colletotrichum chrysophilum
Lineage: Eukaryota; Fungi; Ascomycota; Sordariomycetes; Glomerellales; Glomerellaceae
Exons: 3
Coding region: 1-564 (187 amino acids)
Source: RefSeq, a predicted model, not a curated record